Penicillium mononematosum is the source of this 1344-nucleotide messenger RNA. RefSeq lists its product as uncharacterized. The transcript is spliced from 2 exons. Bases 1 to 1344 code for a protein of 447 amino acids. The record is from RefSeq and is a predicted model, not a curated record. NCBI's taxonomy places the organism in Eukaryota, Fungi, Ascomycota, Eurotiomycetes, Eurotiales, Aspergillaceae.
AUGGCUGGCACCCAGGUUGCAAGUGGUCAGGGAGCUGCUCAUGUGCAGCGAAUUACCCAGCUGCCUCCUAUGAUUUGGAUUCCUCCGCCCACCAGCCCUCCACCUGGCCUGUCCACCCAAACCAGUCAUGACCAGGGCCAGCAGUCUCCACCAUAUGGCGCGGGUUCUGCGCAUGUCACUGCUUUUGGCGCUCCGUUUGUUACUCACGGACCGCCUGGUCUUGCAUACGUUCAACCUCCUGCUGUGUCGUCGGCCCCUCUUUGGCAGACGUCGGACAAUAAUCAUGUUGGAAGCGUUUCCUCUGCUGGCAUGGCCCAGCCCAAUGCUUACCAGUUUCCUGCCCAUUCUUGGCAGUAUCCGCAUGCUACUUCUGUUGGAGGCUUUCCUACUGCUGGCAUGCCCUAUGGUCAGCAAUAUCCUCCCCCUCCCGGGCUGCAACUGGAUGCUGCUUCCACUGGAGGCUUCCCUCAGUCCUAUGCUCAGCAGUAUCCUCCUCCUCCCGGGCUGCAUCUGAAUGCUAGUUCCACUGGAAGCCUUCCUACUGCUGGCACGCAACAACCUGCUGCUCGCGUGUUCUCGGUCACCCCUCCGUGGCGCCGUCAGGAUGAUGGAGAGUUUCCGUCUGCUGGUAUUCAGGAGCCUCAUGUUCAGCAACAUCCUGCCCUUCCCGGACCGCAUCUGAAUGCUAGUUCCACUGGAAGCCUUCCUACUGCUGGUACCGAGCAACCUAUUGCUCGCCAGUUUUCUGUCACCCCUCCGUGGCGCCGUGAGAAUGAUGGAAGGUUUCCCUCUGGUGGUAUUCAGCAGCUUCACGCCCAGCAAUAUUCUGCUCGUCCGCAACAACUGAACGCCAGUUCCACUGGAGACCUUCCUGCCACUAGCAGCCCACAGCCAGCUGCUCACCAAUUCCCUGUCACCCCUCCCUGGCGCCGUCGCCAGGUUAUGCCUGCUCGCCAGGUUAUGCCCGCUCGCCAGCAGAUUAACGAUGGCAGUCUGCAGCACCCCAGACCCGUCAGACCCGCCCUUCGGUUCGCUGGCAUUCCGACACCUCAGGAUUCUGCGCACGAGCCUCUGAAGCGCACAUACCGGUCCCGAUCAAACAGCCGCGCAGCCAAGGGCAAGGACGCCGGUCAAGAAUCUGCGGGACCAAGCACUGCCCCUCACCCGAAGAGAGCCCGGCGCGCUGCACCUCGUUCUGACGCCACUACUGUGGCCCGAGCCCCGUUGGUGCCUACUUCGAUCCCUGCCACCAAUGCAAACACCGCCAGCCAAGAGCAAAACGCGGCUGCCGCGGAAGAGCCCACUGCCACUAACGAUGGUUCUUCCGUAGAGAAGGAGAUGUAA